This is a messenger RNA of Wyeomyia smithii (pitcher-plant mosquito), 2103 nucleotides long. RefSeq names its product mucin-2-like. Lineage: Eukaryota; Metazoa; Arthropoda; Insecta; Diptera; Culicidae. Bases 625 to 2103 code for a protein of 492 amino acids. The transcript is spliced from 5 exons. The record is from RefSeq and is a predicted model, not a curated record.
UGGAGGGUAUGCUGGUAUGCGAUCUCUGUCAGCACUUGUCAAAAGCUGGUCGAUUCUAUACCUAACAAGGAGCGGCAAGUCAUCCGAAACAAAGAGCUGCUAAUUCACCUUUGUGCUUCCCAACUAAGUCAUGAAAACCUCUCGGUGGAAGAAGUUGCACGAUCAACUAUCGUAUACCACAAGAAACCCGGAACACCUAGUACCAUCAACUGCGGAGGAACCAUCUGUAGCUAUCAGAAACAAUAUUGUGCAGCAUAUAAUAUAGGAGAUAACGUGUUCAUUACCAGUGGUCACUGUUUGGUGGGAAAUGACGGAUCAAUCACCGAACCGAACCAGCUUGACGUUCUCGGCGCUGGAAAAGUCGACGUAACAAUUCAUCUGGAUGAAAACUAUCCAACCAUUGAUCUUGCUUGGAUAAAAGACAAAACAGGCAAAUUUGGCGACCAAUGUUUGGUUGUUUCCAAUAAUUUAAGUUCGGACUGCAGAGCGUUCUUUCUAAGAGUGUUCAACGAUUCUACCGACGAUGUACACAGUGGAUACCAAUGGAUUGUCAAAAAUGUGGGGCAUCCUUUCGAGAAGAACGCAAAAGCAUCGCUUCCGGGUUUAAAUACAUAUACAAUCCCCAUGACUGCUGAUGACGACGACGUGUUUAUGUGGUGCCGCGAGAAGAAAUCUGCCGAGUUCGGUUUUCAUUUUGCUCUUGCAGCUUUUACUAACGAAUACAUCCUGUUUACAGACUGUCACCAACACAAGUGCAAGAAAGCUUUUAUUGAGACCACCACUUUUAGUACUACAACUUUAAGUUCUACAACGACCGAAGAACAAGAUACUAUAACAACUUCCACAAUACUUCCUACAAUAAGUAAUUUUUUUGUUGAAUCUAGUACCCUUAAUCCUACAACUCAGAGUUCUACAACAGUCGAAGAACUAGGUACUGUAACAAUUUCUAAAAUAAUCCCCACAACAAAGAGAAUUUUGGUUGAGUCCACCACCCUUAGUCCUUCAACUCGAAGUACCGCAACGACCGAAGAACUAGAUACUGUAACGAUUUCCAAAAUAAUUCCUGCAAUAAGGAACAUUUUUGUUGAAUCUACUACCCCAAAUCCUACAAAUCAAAGUUCUACAACGACCGAAGAACAAGAUACAGUAACAAUUUCUAAAAUAAUUCCUGCAACAAGGAGAAUUUUUAUUGUGUCCACUACCCUUAGUCCUACAACUCAAAGUACCACAACGACCGAAGAACUAGAUACUGUAACGAUCUCCAAAAUAAUUCCUACAAUCACAACUCUUAGUCCCACAACAGUAGCUAUUAAAACUUCUGCGCCAAUUGUCGUCAACUAUCAAAUGCUCUCAACACCAGCAAAAGUCAAAAAGAAAAAACAAUUUUCGGCCACAUGGGCACCGUGGUAUCCAGGAAUUCGGGUGCCUAAACUCCAUUGCGGUUCAAGUACAAGUUUCAAGCCAAAUAUUCCCAAAAAGAAAGAAUCCAUUCUGCCUGAACGACGUACCCCGACAACCAAGAGUAGUAAACCUAAAACCUUGGUUCGAUCCAAGCUAGAAGAAUUCACAACGGCAAGAUCGACCCCAACUACUACAGAAGCAACAGUUUGGUCAACUUCAACUAUCCCAUUAUUAACUUCCAACGCUAGCAAUUCCGAAUACGUCGAUUUCCAGCAUAAAGAUAACAUCUUUCAGUUUGAAUAUUUCGUCCCAACCGUAAACCGGAGUGAUGCUGAAAAGACACCUUCGAUUCUCCAAACAACAAACAAGCAAAAAAUUCAAACCACUCUUCCGGCCAGAAUCGCUACACAGCCAUACAACACGAAAAGUUGGUCGAAUCUGCAGAUAGUAAGAACAAAGCCGGUGAAUUAUAUGCCUGUCACACCGCUAGACCGAGGUUCUUUAAGGUUUUCCCUAGAACUUCCAACUGAUGCGGAGGAUUUACCGAAAAGACCGAAUGCUUUUACGAUUCCUGAAAUAGAGAAAACUUUUACUACCGAAAAACAAGAUUCGCCAACGAAUGUAAUCAGUGGUCGAACGAUUAGUUCGAGUUCGAGUUAUUGUUGCUUAUUAGUGAUUGUUGCCAUGAUUACUAGUGCCUGA